UUUGUUCUACUUUUUCUUGAAAGUCAUUUAUAUAAGUUUAAAUUAAUAUUCUAAGUCUGUUAUUGUCGUUGCGGAAGUUGUUGGGUAUAUUUACAAGUGAUUCAUUGCCCUACAAAACCAAGAUUACACCCAAAAUGCGUUUAAUUUUAUAAAAUUGAUCGUUUGGCACUGAACUUAAAUUCCAAGAUGGCGGCGACUGUCAGACGAAUUUUGAAGUCCGGAAAAAUUUGGGCGAAUCAAUGUAAUGUUCAGUGUCGUCAGUUCGCACAAGUCAGUAUUGCUGGUUUGCCAAGUUUUGUAAAGAUUGUUGAAGUAGGACCAAGAGAUGGGUUACAGAAUGAAAAGGAAAUAGUACCAACUGAUGUGAAAGUAGAGUUUAUAAACCGUUUAUCUGAUACCGGUCUCUCUGUUAUAGAAGUCACCAGUUUUGUUUCACCUAAAUGGGUACCACAGAUGAGUGAUCACAAAGAAGUAUUAGACAGAAUUCAACGUAAAUCUGGUGUAGUAUUUUCAGCUUUAACGCCCAAUAUACAAGGUUUCCAAGCAGCUGUAUCUGCCAAAGCUGAUGAAGUGGCCAUAUUUGGUGCAGCAUCUGAAUCUUUCAGCAAGAAGAAUAUUAACUGCUCUAUAGAAGAAAGCUUAAAUCGAUUUCAACAAGUGACACAGGCGGCUAAACAAAGUAAUAUACCAGUUAGAGGGUAUGUAUCGUGUGUAUUGGGUUGUCCAUAUGAAGGUGAUGUUUCAGCUGAUAAAGUUGCACAGGUAGCUAAGAGGUUAUAUGAUAUGGGAUGCUAUGAGAUAUCACUGGGUGAUACUAUAGGCGUAGGAACACCAGGUCAAGUUAAACAACUCAUUACAUCUGUUAGUAAAGUAGUUCCAGUGGAUAAGUUAGCUAUACAUUGUCAUGAUACUUACGGUCAAGCUCUAGCUAAUAUAUUCUCAGCUUUACAGAUGGGUGUAUCUGUAGUUGAUAGUUCUGUAUCUGGAUUAGGAGGAUGUCCGUAUGCGAAGGGUGCAAGUGGAAAUGUAUCAACAGAAGAUGUGGUAUAUUUAUUAAAUGGUUUAGGUAUUAAAACGGGUGUAGAUGUACAGAAACUAAUAGAAGCUGGACAGUUUAUAUCACAAGCACUGGGUCGAAAAUCGGGUUCAAAGGUCGCACAAGCUAUCAAAUCUUGUCUGUGAUGUCUAAAAACUUGAAAUUUAUCGCAUUUCUGUGUUUUGAACAAUUUUCUAAUUUUUCUAUGGAAUGGAAAUGAAAAUAAGUUUUCAUUACAGGCAUUUAAGAUAUUUAAAACACAGAAAGAGGAAAACUUCGGGGUAGAAAAAUGACAGGUAGUAAGAUCGCAUCUGAUAAAUAUAUAUUUUCCAGGGGGAAUUGUACGUGCCAAAUGACUAAUAUCCAUGUGAAGAUUGUACCUGUCAAAUGACUAGUAUCCAGGGGGGAACUGUACCUGACAAACUGACUAGUAUCCAGGGGGAAUUGUACCUUAAAAAUCCUUGAUCUAGUUUGACACUGUCUGUGACAGUUGGCUUCAUUAAUUCCAGCCUAUGUCAUAAGAUCAAUAUUUUUAAACCUAUCUUUGUUGAAUAUUUUGAUGUUUAUGUAUUAUACUUGUUAUAGGAUAUUUAAAGGUUUUACAAGAUGCAUUUAUUCAGAAUAUAAGGUGUAUGUGUAAUUUGCAGUGUAGGCUGUGUGAUAAUUGUAUUGUGCGAAUAUGAAAUUUCCUUGAAUCUGAUCAAUCAAUCAAUUUAAAAGUGUAUCUACCGGGAUAUAAUAAUAAUAAUAAUUUAUUCUUAUAGAACGCAUUACAAUAUACAAGUAAUAUCUUAACGUGCUUUACAUAUUUGUGUGUAGAUGUUGAAGUGAAUUAUUACGGAUGUUGCUAAACAUUUAAAAAUUGAUGGUAAUUCUCUUUAAAUAAAAAUGUUUUUAACGAUGAUUUAAACAUGUGAUGUACAUAAAUGCUCUAUCCCCAUAUCAUAGUUGGCAAGUUGAGUCCGACAGCUUCUGACGAUGUACCACAGUCAAAUACAAUUCAAAUUAAGUGAACAAGAUUUCCUUUAUUUUAAAUGAGUCAGUUUUAUUGAAUUUGAUUUUUUUUGCAUUAAAAUAUAUAUUUGUAAAAAGAAUAGAUAAAGCCAAUGUUGAGAUACAA
Messenger RNA from Patella vulgata (common limpet), 2156 nucleotides. RefSeq names its product hydroxymethylglutaryl-CoA lyase, mitochondrial. The coding region runs from base 187 to 1182 and encodes 331 amino acids. Gene Ontology annotation, molecular function: hydroxymethylglutaryl-CoA lyase activity. Gene Ontology annotation, biological process: L-leucine catabolic process; ketone body biosynthetic process. The transcript is spliced from 10 exons. The record is from RefSeq and is a predicted model, not a curated record. NCBI's taxonomy places the organism in Eukaryota, Metazoa, Mollusca, Gastropoda, Patellidae.